UGGCUGCAGUUUGGCGACAAACGAGUGGAGAAACGGAAGACGCCGGUUUUCAAGAACACCCUGAACCCUACGUUCAAUGAGACCUUCGCCUUUGAGGUGCCAUGGGAGCGGAUCCGCGAGGCGUCCCUCAACAUUCAAGUUAUGGACUUUGACUCCGUCGGUCGGAAUGAACUCAUCGGAAGACUCGUCAUUGCAGGCAAAAACGCGACGGGUGCUUCCGAAGGAAAGCACUGGAGCGACAUGAUCUCCAAGCCGCGACAGUCCGUGCUCCAGUGGCACAAAUUGAAGCCCGAGUAAGCCCGAUAAAAUUGGCACCAAAUCCGCAUCGGAAACAUCAAAGCUUCAGAUGUCCGGAAUUCUUGAGAUUUUCACCGUAAAAUUGAAGAAGGUAUGCAACGAAACAUCCAUCACCCCGGAAAUGCCAGCAGUUUUUCCUCCGCUUUCGCGGGGAAUUACGGACCCUAUAGCUUUCGACAGUGGUCGGGUCGAAGAUAGAAAAGCGAAGAGCAGCAGCAAGCAGCAUCACAGAACGGCAGGUCAAAAAGGCGAGGGCUUAGACGAAAAUAUGAGAGAUUUUUUCGAGUUUAUACGAUAGGGCUCGUGAUUUUAGCAAUUGUUGGUCAGCAGGGAGUAAGUUUAAUCUCUGUUCGCUUUCCGCGAUGAUCUCAAUUGGGUAGACAGACGGAGUUACAGGGACAGUAAGGAAAAGAGAAGAUGUGUUUUUAGACGCCGUUGUUCCGGAUGAAUGAGUAAGAUUUUGCCUAGAAUUCAGAAACCGAGAAAAUUAAAUUUACAAAUAAAAAUUGAAAUCGCGUAAGCAUAUAUCAACCAGUAUUUGCUCGUGAAUAAGACGCCUUGUGCACUUUACUUGAGAUUCGAAUCUAAUAACGGCAUCAAGAAUUGUUAACUUUGCAAAUACUGAAGUGUAUCUCCUAACCUAAUGGCAUGUGAUACAUGCACGAAUAAAUCUGAGUUUGGUAUUAUAAGCUGUUCAGCGUAAGAAUAAAAAUCGUUGCUUUAUAUUUUUAAGCAUAGUAACUUCUUUUCGGAUGUACUUGCAUCUAAAAUGUUCUUCUGCUGAAUAUGUGAGCAGUAAAAGUCUGAGCCCUAAAUGUAAUGUCAGAACUCAGAAGGUUCAAGAAAAUAUUGUAGUUUCAAGACAUGCCAGUAAAUUUACGAUGUAUAAAGAGUAAAGUAGAUCGAAGUCUCUCGAAAUAUACGAUAGCUUCUUAUACGUGACUCUUAGAAUAAGGAAAAGUGUCGCAGAAUAUAAAUUCCUGAAAAUUAUUUCGACAGAGAAAAUUCUGCAAAUGCUCUGCAUUCUCUAAGACGGGACACGGAUAACUCAUUUCUUAAUGGCCAGGGAGAAACAUUUUGCAAGGCGCGGAAGUUGACAAAAAAAAGCCAGUGAAAAUGUUGUUUUCUUUUUUACGAUGUGUGACCUCGUCUUGUUGCAGCGUGCGAUAUUUUGAGUGGCAUGAAAGAGGUUCAGUUGAGGAAAGCGAAGGAACGGUUUCAAGUCAGAAACGUACAUGCUUUUGAUUUGCCUCCACAUAAGCGUGGUUUUUCUUUGUUCUGUUUUUAUUUGAUGCUAAGACUAAUUGCAGUUAACUCGGAAGGUUCAACAAAAUCUACAUCAAUUCAGGGUUUUAAUUUUAUGAGGCGACCAGAACAUAUGCCCAAACAGGUUACCGGUACAUAUCGGAUGCAGGAGACGAAGGACGGUUCUGUGGCGUGCAAAAUUACAAGAAAACCGCACAAAUUAAUGCCCAGGAAAUGUUUUCACAGCUCACUUCAUGAUGAUCAAUCGAUUUUAUCGAUACCAGAACAAAGAGCUUGUUUUUCACGGAUUUCAAUAUUUUUCAGCAGAUUUUUUCCCGAAAAACAAAUCGGCGUCUUAUUUUGUCAGAAAUUUCCAUUCCUUAUACCUCUUCGGGAUUUAUCAGAAACAACGUACUGUACUACUAUAAUUUGGACUUCAGAGUACAGUGAAAAUACUUGAGAAAGUUUCACUUCAUUUCGUUGUACGAAUGUUGUUUAAAGAAGAGGCUUAGAAAAACUAAUGAAUCAAGGGAGUAUUUAAAAAAACUGACACAUUUCUGGUACAUUUUUUGAGGAGUUGGUGCAGAAUGUUUUACUUUCGGGAUUGGAUCAACCUUUCGAACGCAUGAACUUCAUCUGAAAAUUUUCCAGUCAGAAAAUGGAAUUCAAUUCGUUGGCCCCUAUGCUGCACUGAAACAUUCCAAGUCAUUAAAUAUUAAACCUCUGAAUUCAGGACAGGGAACCCUGCGGCCAUUAUUAGGAAAAUUGCAAGGCAGGAAAUUACGCAGACAAUCCCUUCCAAAAAAUGAAAAUUCUGAACUACUCUCGUUAAAAAGAAGUAUUAAUGCUCAGAUCAGCAUCAAAAAUUGAAAUCCUGCAAUGAAAUCGUAAUACAGUACUCUUCUAUCUUCGGGCAGUCGGGAGAAUGGAGAAGAAAUCUUUCGUACGCGCGUAAUUUAUUAGUGAAACGAGAGUGGCGCGUUUUACUUUUAAUUUCUACUCUUAUGGUUCAACAAAAAGGAUUUAGCUGUGCUGAUUUUUUUUUUAGAAUUUUCUUUUUUUGAAAGAGAGGAAUUCCAUUUUUUUUAGCGAAAGAAAGGUUACCGUAUAGAGCUCGAUGACGAGCUUUGUUCUGCUUCGCGUGAAUCUAUUGCGUUUUCUUUUUGUUGGGACUAUUUGUAGAGGGCGAUUUUUAGAGGAGUUGUUUCGCCAUCAAGAUCCUGAGGGAAUCAUUCAUGAUUGAGACGAGGUCGACUCCGAGGUACGAAAAAAUGCCGGUCCUGUAAAUAUAUUUUAUUUCUUUGGAUCGAAA
Molecule: messenger RNA, 2854 nt
Organism: Notodromas monacha
Lineage: Eukaryota; Metazoa; Arthropoda; Ostracoda; Podocopida; Cyprididae
Source: the annotation of a GenBank genome assembly